This is a messenger RNA of Somion occarium, 823 nucleotides long. The record is from the annotation of a GenBank genome assembly. Lineage: Eukaryota; Fungi; Basidiomycota; Agaricomycetes; Polyporales; Cerrenaceae.
GCGCUUGUUGCAGAGGUAAGUGCUGCUACGCCCAGAGCCCGUACGGUAAGAAUUUACGCCUCGUCCUCAUCAAGAUGGUCAAAGUAUACAAGCCGGGCAAGGUCGCUAUUGUCCUUUCAGGCCGCCAGGCAGGCAAGAAGGUUGUCGUAAUCAAGCAGCUGGAUGAGGGCACUAAGGAGCGACCUUACCCCCACGCCAUUGUCGCCGGUAUCGAGAGGUACCCACUGAAGGUCACCAAGCGGAUGGGUGCCAAGAAGCUUGCAAAGAGGAGUAAGGUCAAGCCUUUCAUUAAGGUUGUCAACUACUCGCACCUUUUCCCCACACGUUAUGCCUUGGAGUUGGAGGGCUUGAAGGGUGUUGUUGGUGCUGAGACCUUCAAGGAGCCUUCGCAGCGCGAGGACUCCAAGAAACAGAUCAAGAAGCUUUUGGAGGAGCGAUACACUUCUGGCAAGAACAGGUGGUUCUUCCAGCCACUCCGCGUACGUCCUGCUCAUUCUCUCGUUCUUGUUCCGCCUAACUCGAUGUUACCUAUCCAUCCAGUUCUGAGUUAUCUGCCUUUUUACAUCACUCGAGGGGACGAGGACAUCAAAAUUUCCGCAUGUACAUCUGCAUCCUGACAUGACUUCCGUAUUCCAUUUUCCUACAUGACGACGCAAUAUAUGCGUUCCAGUAUGCUCUUACCUGCCGCCGCAUGAAUGCAGUAUGUUUACAGCAACUUUCAUCGUUUGUUCUUGUCCUCCAGUCCCGUCAUCGCAAUCGCAUCUAGUCUUGUAUUGUACUUCUGCUUGUGAGCAUCCUAACGCACACUUCAGGACUGUCAUUU